GUAGCUAAUCCUGUUGGUUUUCUAACAAUGCUCGUUGUUAUUCUUCUGAUCAUCGCUGCUAUACAUCUGUCUGAAUGCUGCCUUUUUGGCAUAGAGCCCUUAGGAAUAAUCAAAGCUCGCGCUGUUAUCUAUCGAGCCGUACCUGGUGGUAAUCCCACUACACCUAUUGGGGUCGUUGAUCUCACCCAAAUAGGAUGCACAUUAGCUGGCACCAUAUAUGGCCUUACGCCAGGACUUCACGGCUUCCACGUGCAUGAAAUAGGAAAUUUGGGAAAUGGUUGUCUAGCUGCAGGCUCGCAUUUCAAUCCUGCUAAUAUGACACAUGGUGCCCCAAGUGAUUCAAUACGACAUGUGGGCGAUCUUGGGAAUGUUAAGGCUCAGGUGGGCACAAUGAGGAUACAAAAUAUCUUUAGAGCUAUCAGGCGAACUAUCACCCAAAGAAAGGCUUUAAAGCGCUCUUAUCCCAACACUUUAGCGCAUUUCUUCGACAGUGGUGUUGCUGCAUUCUACAUGUAUGACUCACAAAUCACACUGAAUGGUCCAAAUAACAUUGUUGGAAAAACUCUUGUCAUCCACGAUAAUGUAGAUGAUUUGGGUCGUGGAAAUCACCCCGAUAGCAAAACAACCGGAAAUGCAGGAGGACGUUUUGGUUGUGGAAUUAUCAAGCUGAUUUGA
Messenger RNA from Strongylus vulgaris, 675 nucleotides. NCBI's taxonomy places the organism in Eukaryota, Metazoa, Nematoda, Chromadorea, Rhabditida, Strongylidae. The record is from the annotation of a GenBank genome assembly.